AGCACAACCAUGUAGAUGCCGUGUAUUAAGAAAUAAAAAGUUGGAAGAGUAAGGAUAAGUGUAAAGGGAGGGGUGGUAGCCGUGAAGUAGUAGAACUAGAAGAAGAAAAGUGCGGGUCACGUGAUCGUCUCCAGCAUCUUUUUUGGUUCAUCUUGGAUAACUGGAGUACGGUAGCGGUGCAGCCCAAGAAAAUGACUAAAUUGCAGUUUCUAAACGUGUUCUUGACAGAGCGCCUCAUGCUCGCAGCCCAAGAGAUUUAUAAGUCUGUGGAAGAUACGAUCCUGGAGUACCAGGAGGAAAUCGCCAUCCGGGAGCGGGAGAAUGAUCAUCUGAGGCGCAGGCUGCGGGACGCUGGGAUUGAAAUAUGGCCAGAUCGUCCAUCUAUGGCGCUGUUGGAGGAUGAAGAUGCUGAGCAUCCAAGGCGUGAGUGGAGUCCUAGCAUGGGGCAUGAGGAGCGUAUCCCAAUUCAAAUCAAGGACAAAAGAGAUCUGCGGGCCAAUCAAGGAGAUGAUCAGCUCAGGGGACAUGGCUCCUGCAGCACAUCAGAGAACAUGUUCACUCCACCACGGGUUGGAAAUGAAUAUCCUCAGGAUGCACCUCAUACGUCCAGCCUCCCUCAGAGUCAGGGUGUAGAGAACAGAGACAGAGAUCUUGCCUCCCGAGGCCCAUCAAGGCAUGUAAAGGCAGAAAGUGGAGGCAGCCACAGAGGCUCUGCAUCUACCAACAGCACUGCACAGCCCUUGGCACCAGUCAACCCAAACUGCUCCAAUGAAAACAACAUUGACAUUAUUGGGGUAGAGAAUAGUGGACAGAUGGUUGGCACGAAGGGAAAUGGAGCUAACAGAGCACAGGCGUCUCAAAUGCGCAACCAAGCAGCCAAUGCUGUGGAUUGUCCCCAUCAGAAAUCACCAUUAGAGGGACACAUGUCAUCCUUUAGUUGCAAGGUUUGCGGUGAGGCGUUUAGUCACAUCGGCCACUUGCACGUACACGUUCAAGUGCACACUCGGGAAAAGCCUUACCGCUGUGGUGUAUGCGGUAAGUGUUGCAGCUCCUCCGGCAGGCUACAGGAGCACCAACGCAGCCACACAGGAGAAAAACCCUUCAGAUGCCAGAUUUGUGGAAAGGGAUUCACACAGAUGGCUCACCUGAAAGUCCACAUGAGGAUCCACACAGGCGAGAAGCCAUACAGCUGCCCUGUGUGCGGCAAGUGCUUUAGCCGCUCUGACAAAAUUAAAAGGCAUCUCCAGACCCACAGCCGUGAGGGAACCUAUUUCUCAGGUCAAUGAUUCAAGUGUGUUGUUUAACAACCAGUUAGUGAAUCAUAUUGAAGUGGAAACAUUUUAUACAAAAAGCUAAAAUCGCUGCCAUCGAGGCUUUUUUUUUUCUUCCUAGUUUUUCAGAACGAGAUAUUUAACAACUCUUGGAGAAAGGUCUUUUUUUUUUUAACAUCUACUGUAACACUUCUCCAGUCCACACAAAAAUGUUCCUCAAUAGGAUUUGUAUUAGCCAAUUUAGUAUUUAAUUUUCUACCUAUCACUUGAGUAUUAAAUCUCCAGAACACAAUUUAAGUUAUUAGCUAGUGUUUUGAAAUAAUCUAGCCCUUCUUUAGUAUUACAGUUAGCAUGACAAAGUCUUCCACAAAUGCCUUGAAACUGAAAUACAGCAACAUCCAGCACUGUCACUGGUCUUCUGCCUUCACGUCACAUCAAGUAAACAUGUUCCUUUUUAUGUUUUGAACCAAAAAAUAAAUGGUACAUUUCUUUCAUCAUUAAUUUUCUCGUACUUAAUAAAACGUUUCGAG
Messenger RNA from Cynoglossus semilaevis (tongue sole), 1801 nucleotides. Its product is annotated as zinc finger protein with KRAB and SCAN domains 8-like. Lineage: Eukaryota; Metazoa; Chordata; Actinopteri; Pleuronectiformes; Cynoglossidae. The record is from RefSeq and is a predicted model, not a curated record. Bases 192 to 1286 code for a protein of 364 amino acids. Gene Ontology annotation, biological process: regulation of transcription by RNA polymerase II. The transcript is spliced from 2 exons. Gene Ontology annotation, molecular function: RNA polymerase II cis-regulatory region sequence-specific DNA binding; DNA-binding transcription factor activity, RNA polymerase II-specific.